GUAGUAAAGCUUGUCAGGAUUGAGCGGCGUGUCGCAGUUGAUGUUGUGGUGAAGUUUGUAAUUGGUUAAAGAUCCUGGCAUUAACAAACAGGCGAGUGACUGAGUCUUCGUGGUGGUUUGGAAUGUAUGAAUGGAUAGUUGAUGGACUAUCGUCGUUGUUUGUUCCGUUUUCUGUGUUUUCUGGAGGGAAUUCGCCGAGCUGGCCUACGGACGGUAACCACCAGCCGCCGCCAACACCACCACGAGACGCGGUCACUUCUGAAAAACAACCACAACAACAGGAAAACUACCGACCUGCUAAACGAAACUAUCAAAGUGUCCACUGUCCUGAUGGUGUAUCGGAGCACGUGGAAAUCAAAAGACCAAGACGAGAUGUGAUCGUCCGAGUCGUCAAGAAGACUUUCGCUGGGAUUGCAGGGCUGCUCCGUUUGCGACGACGCAAGCCGUGCCGUUAUGAAAACGAGAGAGAGGGUAGAGAGAAGCAGAUCGGACAUGUUGCUCUAGUGGGAAUUGAUGAAAUUCACAGCAACGGCCUGAAUAAGUGGAUGAUUGGUGGGGAUGUUAAAAUGGAUAAACAGAGAGAAAUGGGGCCGAGUGGUAAGGAGAGGAGCGUGCCAAACUUCUGUGUAGGUGCCCAGCCUCUGAUAAGGAAACCUGAAAGUGGAUCGGUAUUAUUUAAGGGAAACCAGGACAGGCAGAGAGAGCGUCCACACAGGAGGUCACUACACCUGCUGCCGUCACGUCCUGUCCUCCCUGAGACGGAACCCCCCGGCCGCGCACACAAACCCUGCCUCGCCGUGGAGGAGGUAGGGGGACACCAGGCCCUGAAGGAAAGCGACAGGGAGCACUACAGGAAGCUGGUGGAGAUGGUGUCUGAGAAGUACUCGAAGAAUAAACCGCUGCCGUUUGGACGAGUAAAACCACCAAACACAACUUUUCCUCAUGGCCGUACCACUCCUGAGGUCAGCAAACCGACACCCAUCAAAGUGAACCCUCAUACACCAGUGUGGAGGAAUUCCUCUUUAAUAAACCAUGUAAAAGACAGUGCACAAGUCAGCGAUGUCGGGAGGAAGAAACCAGACCAACCUUUGAAAAAAGGCAGGCUGUUAGACGUGGAUUUGUCCGUCGAGGUAGAAACCCGGCUGAACCUGAAGGACCGCGAGUCGGCUGUGCAGACGACGCGCUCUGAACCUGACGCAGGGAAACACCUGGAGGAGGAGUUUCCCAGACUGACCAAGGAGAUGCUUCAGGAGGUGAGUGCUGCUCUCGCACAGAGAGAUCCUGACCUCAUCCUGAGCAGCGCUUUCAAACUGCGCAUCACUCAGAGAGACCUGGCAACCCUGCAGGAGGGAAGCUGGCUCAACGACGAGGUGAUUAAUUUCUACCUUAACCUGGUGAUGGGACGGGCGGAGCAGGAAGCAGGCAGGAGGAAGGUGUACUGCUUCAGCACCUUCUUCUUUCCUAAGCUGCACGGCGGUGGCCACGCUGCAGUGCGCCGCUGGACCAAGGCUGUCGACCUCUUCCUCUACGAAAUCAUCCUCAUCCCCCUGCACCUGGGGGUCCACUGGUCUCUCGCUGUUGUUGACUUCAGAGCGAAGUCUGUGAGGUCGUACGACUCCAUGGGUCAGAGGCAUGAUGACAUCUGUAACCUGAUACUGAUGUACUUGAAGGAGGAGUACGAGAUCAAGAAAAGCAAAGAUCUAGAAAUCUUAAAGUGGACCGUGACCAGCUUGCGAGCCACUGAGGUUCCUCAGCAGAAGAAUGGAAGUGACUGUGGUGUAUUUCUGUGCAAGUAUGCCGACUACAUCGCACGUGGACGCCCGUUUACCUUUAGACAGUGUCACAUGCCGUAUUUCCGUAAACUGAUGAUCUGGGAGAUUCUGAAUCAGAAGUUGCUGCAGCAGUAGGAGGGCAAGAAAAUAAACGAAUAAAAACCCAAACUGACCAAAGCACCAGACCACACAACGUUCAUCCUCCAUGUUUCUCUCCAGACGCCUGCUUGUCUGCUUCUGUUCUGCCCUCGCCCCUGACCGGUUUGUUUAGACGGGUGGGUGGUGGUGUUUAAAUCACAGGUGUGUGUGUGUGUGUGUGUGGGCUUAGAGGAUGAAGGUUUGGGUUAGAUGGUGAACCACAUAAUUAGUACAUGGAUUAAAAAAAAAUUGUUAAUGAAGCAUUUGUCAUUCCUAGAAUUGUCUAAUCGCCCUUUGUGUGUGUGUGUGUGUGUGUGUGUGUGUGUGUGAGGCUCUUGUGCUCCCUUUCUUGACUUUGAGACAUGAUUAAAGGAGUAUCUGAAUGUACACUAAUGUAUAAAAGUGCAGGACAGCCGUUUUUUUUUUUUAAAUAAAUGUGUACAAUAACGAUCCCUAAGCGGACUGAACCUAUUGUAGUAUUUUUUUUUUCUUUAACUACCAAAUUUGAACAAGGAACAAAACAAAGAUGUAUUUAUUCCCACACACGUGUGAGUCUUAAUUCAAUUGGAUGUAAAAAUGUUUUUUUUCUUUCAUAGCAAUCACAGGCAAUGACGGAAUUGAAUGUAUGUACGAAUUUACGGUACCUGAGCUGCAGAUUGCAGUGAGAGCAGCAGUAUUUAUCGCGCGUGGUUAAGUCCAGAGUGCCUUGAUGAUGGGUUUUCGUCCUAAUAAUAAUAAUAAUUUAUUAUUAUUAUUAUUAUUAUUUUUUUUUUUCUACUAAAUCUACAGGAGUCAAAUAGAUUUACUUAAAUACACUAUUUGUGAUACUGGAGGGGUGUGUGUGUGUGUGUGUGUGUGUGUGUGUGUGUGUGUGUGUCUGAAAUGAAACCUUACUGAGGUAUGUACAAUAUGAAGAGUGCGAUGAUGAAGCAGAUACCUUUUUUUUAAUAUAUAUAUAUAUUCGAUUUGGAUUAUAUGCUGUAUUUGUAAUGCAAGUAUUUGUUUUCUUUUUCCAAACUGGAAGUGUGUAAUGAAUGCCAAACAGUUAUGGUUAUUGUUUUAGUUCUCUCAAAUAGUGCAUGGUCAAGGAAAGCCCUUUAAAAGGAGCAACAAGUAGCAUUAUUUAUCUCUGGCCUGCCAAUUAUUAUUGCGUUAUGAAAAGCAGUUUUGUUUGGGUCAUUCCCCCCCCCCCCAAUAACCCCACCAGUAAGUAGAGUGGAGAUGCUAAAUUGCCUCUGUGUGUGUGUGUACACGUGUGCAUGGUGUCUUGUGAUGUGUCGUCCUGGCGUCCCAGGUGUAUUCCUGCCUCACUCUUAGUGUUCCCGGGAUAAACUCCGGAUCUGCAUCCACCGUGUUCCUGACCAGGCUUACUCAAAAUGAGCGAAUGACUCAGUAUAGUCGUAGUUCGAUGCCCGGCUGAUUCAGAAUCAGUAUACAGCAGGUAGAAAGAGACCUUUUCAUCCCCUUCAUCUCUUCUCACCAUGCAACAUUCCGUUCUUUGUUCGCUUUAAUCCGGAUAUUUCAGAUUUUAGUGAAAAAUUCUACUUUUUGCUCCUUUCUUUUCUUAUGCAAACGUUAUUUAUGACCUGACACUUCCUUUAUUUGUUUAAGCUGGACUAUUAGUGUUAUCUAAUCUGUUUGUGAUGUGUAAGAUUUAAGGGGUGUGUGUGGUUUAUAAGUUGAACUGAGAUUUCAAUGCCUACUGUAUGUGUUUUUUUUUUUUUUUGUUCAUGAAGAAAGUUGGUAAUUAUUUUUAUAAAGAAUAAAGUACUGGAGUGAAAA
Molecule: messenger RNA, 3692 nt
Organism: Neoarius graeffei (lesser salmon catfish)
Lineage: Eukaryota; Metazoa; Chordata; Actinopteri; Siluriformes; Ariidae
Gene: senp2
Product: SUMO specific peptidase 2
Exons: 17
Coding region: 123-1907 (594 amino acids)
Biological process (GO): protein desumoylation
Cellular component (GO): nucleus
Molecular function (GO): deSUMOylase activity
Source: RefSeq, a predicted model, not a curated record